Molecule: messenger RNA, 4778 nt
Organism: Amoebophrya sp. A25
Lineage: Eukaryota; Dinophyceae; Syndiniales; Amoebophryaceae
Source: the annotation of a GenBank genome assembly
AGGACCAGUUUGCAUGGUUUCCCUCGUUGUGCUUUGUUUCUAGUUAGCCUGAGCCUUCUCCUUCAUCUGUUGUCAAUUUUGCUCCAUUUGAUCGCUUUCAAGUAGAAACUAAGGUGUCCAGAGUCAGACUAGGUGUCUUGUAGUUCUCUCUCUUGUAGUAGUAGAAAAGAUGGCGACGCCCAGCACGAGGAUCUAGCGCGUCCUGCUGCCGUUCCGACACGAAGCCGUAGAUCUUGCAGCACUAGAGUCUUGCUCUUCAUUACUUCUACUAGACCGCUUUCAGGACAGCCUCUCCAUCUCGCGGCUUCACUGCUGCCGUUCCGCUUCCGCCUUCCGCAUGCUGCCUCUUGACCACCACUUUUCUAUCCUAGUUAACUAGCUAGUUAAAUACCUAAAAACAAAUUUAAAAAAUAGAUUUUUAUUCUGUAGCUAAAGUAUUCUGUUGCUCUGGCCAUAAUGCUGUGGGGAGUGAGGAUACUAAAUCUGGAUGAUCGUAGGGAAAAAGCAUGAUACAUUGUUCGUAGUCGAUGUGGUAAGGGAAUCAUUAGCGUGAGACCAUUUCGUCACGGUUAGUGUCUCUGCAUUAAUCUCAUAAUUGGCACCGAUUCACAUUAAGAAGAUACUGGCUGUACGAGAUGCAACUUAUUAGACCAUACUAGAAAGGGUAAACUACUACUAUUAUUAUUUAUUAGACCAUUAGGUUAAAGAACUACUUCUGCCAGUACUGCUAAUAGAUACUAGAAAUAAGAAUACCCUUACCCAUACAACAAGCAAGAGGAUUCCCUUACUCGCAUUGCCCGUUCACUAGAUACGAACCAGAUCAGGUAUUUUAAGAAAGUACGUUAAGGAACUACUUCUAGAUAUAAUACGACGAGAAAGACGCUGAAAAUGAAAAUGGCAACCGCGAAGAUGUUUGCGUCUUGGGCACACAUCUUUUACAACCUGUUGAAGAUGCUGGCCGUCGCAUCGUGGAGCUUCGUCCACCUUGGGGGUGUGCUUCAGGGUGUGCACGCAGCUGGACAACUUCUUGUCACGACGACAUCGACAACAACUACAUCAAGCAGUGCUAAGAAACUUCAAGUAGAAACUACGGCUGGUUCUUUCGACAAGGAGAACAACAGUCGUGGGAGUAACGAUUCAUCUCCUACGUCGCCAGACCCUAGUGCCUUGACCGGCACAGGGCGUGUCGGUUGGGAAGACAUCACAUCCGAUGAGAAUAUGCUGUCCAACGUGGGAGCCGGCCUUUCUCUUGCGGGAACGGGAAGAGUGGUGUCUCAGAGCAACGUAGAGGCUAUUCUAGAAGUGAUGAAUGAAGGCAGUCAGGAAGUGGAAAGGCCUCAAACAUGUUGCGAAUUUGAAAUGAACAUCGAAAGAGUUCCUGGCCCAAGGUCUGGAUUCCUUACACCACGACCACGGGCCAGACGCUCAGAAGAUGAAGUAGAACGCUUGCGAUUGGGUGGGUUGCCCCAGCAGCAAAAAUUUCAGCCGGGUUUUCUUCGUGUGCUAGAUAAUCUCCAUGGUGAGACAGCACGCUCCUCGUCUCAGCAGCAAGAACUACAGACACAAACAAGUCGUGCUGAACGGCCACGCCUGACAACUCCUGGCCUAGCAGCUGUGCCAACUCGUAAAGAAAAAAGUCGCCUUCUCCCGUUCUUUGACGAGCACUGGCCUCAGAUGUUACUGCUUUCAAAGUUUCUCAAUCCUCCAGAUAGACUGGCGCUGCGUCAACUAGCCCAGCAAUGUUGUGGUCGUAAGGAUGAGACAGCAGACGCAGAGAACCAAGGAAACCAACACGAAGAUCUUCAUGAAGAUGGGCCACAAGGUCACGUCCUCCAACAAGAUGAUCAUGAUCUUGAAGUUCAUGGCGGACAAGUAGGAAAAGGAGGCCUUCAUGUCCAACAAGUACAAGAUGAUCUACAGGAUUUUUGGACAGUGCGUUGCCGGGAGGCUGCUUUGUUUUGCGAUGAUAUGGAACAGCGUUUGGGCCUGAGCGGUCCAAUUCCUGAUCAGGGUCCUGCUUAUCUACCAGGCAAUCCGCAGCGUGCGAUCUUUUCGAGUGACGGAAAAGUUUUGCAUCCUGAUGGUAGGCGAAUGACGUUUGAAGACGCGGCCGCCCUUUCCGGUCAACCGGUUUUCUACGGUCGUCAGUCUUCACUUUUUGCUUCAUCUGGAUCUGGGCCAUGUGCGUCGAGCCCUUUUUCGUCAGCUCCUCCACUACCAUUUGCGUCUGGGUCUAGUCCGUUUUUAUCGACUCCGUUUCCCUCGUCCAGUUCCACUGCUGCGAUUGCAGGAGCUGCCGUUUACGGUCCGACGAGUUCUUCCAUGAGUACACUGAUGUCUCUCGCAGACCAACAGCAGAAACGUUUUGAGCAAGAGUUUCGCUCCUGCGUGUUAGGUCAAGACCAAGCGUCCUAUCCUAGUCAGGCACAUUGGGAGCGAGACAUGUUCGGGCGCAUCAUGGGAGGGUAAGUAGUUUUUAAUCAAGUGUAAAGGUGGAGCUCUUGAAGCUAGUGGAGAUGCAAGCUUUGUUCUCGUCAUAUUAUGGGGAAGGGGGGGUCGUGCAAGGGCUAUCGACUUUUGCGGUUCAUGUGUGGCGUGGUGUUGUGAAGAAAGAAUAUUUGAAGAAUCUGGUCGUGAUGUAUCUUGUCUUAGUCCUCCUAUCUGCUCCGGAAUAACAUGCAAAACAUAGAUCUGAAAGUUUCCGGGUAAUAGUCUUCAAUCUCAGAAAAUUUUGGAUCCUAUUCGUGUCUUCCAUGGUAUGAAUAAGUAAGCGAGUACUGUUUUGGUUGUCUUAAGUUUUGCUUUUUACCUAGUGCGUGAAGAUGGUCGUCUUGGCAAGUGAAUUUCUUACUUUCUUGCUGGUGUUGAAGUUGUUAAAAAGAAGCUGUCUAAAGUCUUAAAUAUUUCGUUUUUGAGUGAUGUCAUUGAUUGUUGUGCUCCAUCGUGUAUGAAAAGACAAUUAUGGCAUUCUCCUCCUUCUUCCCUGUGCAUAUAAAAAGGCGCCUAUUAUGCUUGAUUGAGGUGAAUAAAGGUGGAGAAAAUUCGCCUCUGAUCGUGUGGGGAUGGCGCUGAUUAGUGAGCACGUUAACUGCAGCACACUCCAGAAAAACCAUUUUUGAUUAUCAUCGCCCUCCGAUGAAAAUCUAGGCACAUCCACGACAGGGCGAAGCAGUGACCAAGCAAGUAACUACUUAGUUGAUGACAAUUCCAAACUUCUUGUUGUUUCUUAUGAAAUUGUCCUUGGUGUCCCUCGACUGGACUGAAUAGAUUCUUAGAGCCCUAGCUCUAUAGUAACAGAUGUCUAGUCUCUCGACUUCAAUCCCUCAGUGUUACCCUCCUCCGGCGUGAACACUUAACUAUCAUUAACUAACGCACUCGCGUUUACAGUGAGCACUAGCUCCAUCUUAUCUCUUAUGUUCUGAGUCCACGACUCUUAAACCAAAACCUAAACGUUUGUUGGGAAGAGAUAGAUGGAUGGAUCGACUAAUCUCCUUGAAACCUAAGCACGAAAGUAUGUGGAAGGUCCUCCCACCCUUGUCAUACUUAACGAACACACAGAGAAAAGGACUGGAAAGAGGAAAACUAGUAAGAAGGAAACUUAACUCGACGUAUUUUCAGACAUAGCCACACACAAGAACAAGAACUUUGCCCAUAUAUAAGUAGUUGUGAAGUAAUAAAUAAUAAUAUCGCUUUUUACUAAUUAAUCCUUCACCCUAUAGUGUCUUGGUCGUGAGGUUUUUUGAGAAAGAUUUCUGAUUACUACUGGAAUAAUUAUCUAACAAUAGAACUUUUUUAAAACGGUCUUUGGCUACUACUAGAAGAACUAGAGAAUAUCCUGUCACUCGUCAGCUAAUACUUCACGACAUUUUAUUGGUAGCAGUUGUUAAGGAUAGAAUGUUGGUACGUAGGAGGUUAUCUAUUUAGGUGUAAAUAUAUGAUUUUUUAGGUCUUUUUUAGGUAUAUAUAUUUUUUAGGUCUAUUUAUGCUGCGUAAGUAGUUCAGACUUGAAGUGUAAGAAAUAGGUUUACCAAUGGUAGCAUAAGCGGUUCUUAUAAGAUGUUGCUUAAUACACACCCGAUAGGUUUUUAGUGGCACGUUGACGAAUUGAUCGUCAAAAAAGUGAUUUUCUCCGUGCUACGAAUAAGCCUGGUGUUCCAUAAAACAAAGUUAUUCUAGCUCGUGGCUGUAUCGAAAAAACUAAUACCAAGGUAUAUAUAAAAAAUGGUGAAAAAAGUCCGGUCAUCUGUUAUAUCUUGAAUGGUGAAGGAGCUUGCCCCUUUUUGGUGAGCUGAAAAGGAAAGUUCCAUUCUUGCUGGUUCUUUGAUCCUGUCGUCUUGUGCCUUAGAAUCGUGGACUUGUGCUCUUGAAGAAUUGAAAAAUCAUAAGAAUAAAAAACAACUUAAAAAACAAAAAUAAAAAUAGCAUAAAAAUAAAAAAUAGGAUCUGAACUUGCCGAAAAAGGUGACACUUUAUGCUCGCUGCUAUCUCCCUUACGAGCUUGACGGGUCCGAAAAAAGAUCCUCACUAAGAGUGGCUGCGCCUCCGUUUACUUCUUAUUAUGUAGGGCAUUUUUCAUGUUGUUGAUGUUUGUGAUUGACUAGUAGAUGGUGCGACUAUUAUGAUUGAUGAUUAGGGUUGUUUCUUCAUCUUUCUUCACUUUUACUUUUUUCUUGCAUCUGAGUUUCUUCUUCUUCUUCUCCUGUAGUCUUUUCACUUUAAUCUGACCAUCAUGUAUUAUAGCUUUAUAUGUUGAUGCUUCUUCUUCUUGUGUCUUUUUU